CCGACCCGGCGUAAAGCAGCAAACUUUAGGUUUUAACUUUCAUCGGACAAAACAGAGUCAAAUCAAUCAGACAACAAAAAAAUGCUCGCGAAGCUCCGUAUUAGUAAGCUUCUCUCAUCUUCCUUACCUCGGAGAAUCUAUCAACGGCGGUUUCUCGCAACCCACAAUGCUUUCUCUAACUCUGAGGAGUCACCCGAGUCGCCGGAGCUUCCAUCUUGGAUCAAAGACUUCCUCUCAAACAAACCUUCUUCCUCUUCAAACCCAAUCUCCGACGACGAAGACUUCGUCAUCCCUUCCUUAGCUCACUGGGUCGAGACCCAGAAGCUCGGCCGCGAAGAAGCCUCCUCAACAGGACACGUCGCGAAGAAACCAAUCGAAGAUAUCGAUAAAGUCUCCGACUUUCUCAACAAGAAGGAGGCUUCUCACGAAGACAUCGUCAAAGCCCUGAGUGGAUGCGACGUCGUUGUAACAGAGACUCUGGUUCUGCAAGUUCUGAGAAGAUUCAGCAACGGAUGGAACCAAGCUUACGCCUUUUUCACUUGGGCAAAUUCGCAAACAGGUUAUACGCAUUCCCCUCACGCUUACAACGCGAUGGUUGACGUGUUGGGGAAGUGCAGGAACUUCGAUUUGAUGUGGGCACUAGUCGAUGAGAUGUCCGAGCUCGUCACGCUCGACACCAUGAGUAAAGUCAUGAGGAGGUUGGCCAAGUCAGGGAAGUAUAACGAAGCUGUUGAUGCGUUUCUGGAGAUGGAGAGGAAGUAUGGUGUGGGGAUGGAUACUAAUGCUAUGAACAGUUUGAUGGAUGCACUUGUGAAGGAGAACAGCAUAGAGCAUGCUCAUGAGGCGUUUUUGAAGAUGUUUGAUACUGUUAAACCGGAUUCGAGGACGUUUAACAUUUUGAUUCAUGGGUUUUGUAAGGCGAGGAGGUUUGAUGACGCUAAGACGAUGAUGGAUUUGAUGAAGGUUGCUGGGUUUGGUCCUGAUGUUGUUACUUACACUAGCUUUGUGGAGGGUUAUUGUAAGGAAGGGGAUUUUAGGAGGGUUGAUGAGGUCUUGGAGGAGAUGAGAGAGAGCGGGGUUAAGCCUAAUGUGGUGACUUAUACCAUUGUGAUGCAUUCUUUGGGGAAAGCUAGACAAGUAGCUGAAGCUUUGGGAGUGUAUGAGAAGAUGAAAGAAGACGGGUGUGUUCCUGAUGCUAAGUUUUAUAGCUCGUUGAUACAUAUUUUGUCUAAGACUGGUAGGUUUAAUGAUGCGGUGGAGAUAUUCGAGGACAUGACGAAGCAAGGAGUUUCUCGUGAUAUUUUGGUGUAUAAUACGAUGAUCUCCGCUGCGGUUCAUCACUCGCGAGAUGAGAUGGCUCUACGUUUGCUUAAAAGGAUGGAAGAGGAAGAGGAGGAGGGAUUAUGUAGUCCAAACGUUGAGACUUAUGCUCCGUUGCUGAAGAUGUGUUGCCAGAAGAAGAAGAUGAAGCUGCUUGGAGCUUUGUUGCAUCACAUGGUGAGAAACAAUGUUAGUAUCGAUGUGGCGACGUAUAUUCUUCUGAUAAGAGGGUUGUGUAUGAGCGGGAAAGUUGAAGUGGCUUGCUUGUUCUUUGAGGAGGCGAUGCGGAAAGGAAUGGUUCCUAGAGAUAGCACUUGUAAGAUGCUGGUGGAGGAGCUGGAGAAGAAAGGUAUGGGAGAAGCAAAACUCAAGAUUCAGAGUUUGGUUCAAUCCAAAGUGAUGACCAAGUCGCAAAGUUAUUUACCUGUUGCGUAGAGUUUAGGGAGUUUGGAGUUGGUGGCUCUCAAAAGUUUUGUUUCUGUGGAAUGUUAAAUUCAUAUAUACCUUGUUAGGUCUCAAGGCAUGUUUUUUUUUUCUUACUUUUUACUGAAAUGAAGUGAAAACAACAUUGUUUUGUAGUGUUGGAUGAAGCAAAUCAAUGCAUGUUAAGUUUUGAAUA
Brassica napus (rape) is the source of this 1939-nucleotide messenger RNA. RefSeq names its product pentatricopeptide repeat-containing protein At3g22670, mitochondrial. The transcript has a single exon. Lineage: Eukaryota; Viridiplantae; Streptophyta; Magnoliopsida; Brassicales; Brassicaceae. Gene Ontology annotation, molecular function: protein binding. The record is from RefSeq and is a predicted model, not a curated record. Bases 82 to 1755 code for a protein of 557 amino acids.